Messenger RNA from Erythranthe guttata (spotted monkey flower), 2037 nucleotides. Its product is annotated as BTB/POZ domain-containing protein At5g17580. The record is from RefSeq and is a predicted model, not a curated record. Lineage: Eukaryota; Viridiplantae; Streptophyta; Magnoliopsida; Lamiales; Phrymaceae.
AUCCAAUCGUUGGUUAUUAGUGUAUCAAUUUUUUUUAUUUUUUCCUUAGAACAACAUGUAUUAAUUAAAAGCUUACUAACUCUUCCGUUAGCCCUAACCCAACUCCGUUGACAAGCCAUCCUAUUUUUUAUUUUCCGUCAAUCUCUAUUUUUCCCAGCCGUCGCCGUCGCCGUCAGAAUAAGGUAGGCAACUACAUCAUCCAAUUCUAAAUUUCUAAUGAACAUUUUAUUUAUCUUUAUAUCUCUGUGAAUUUACAGGCCAUUAAUAAAAAGUAUCAUAUGAUAUGAUAUGGCAGCAGCCAGAAAAGGAAUAGAAUGUUCAACCUGGAGAACAAGGUCCAAAUUAACAUCAGAACUCCAGCUUCAUAUAUGUGGAUCACUCUUCACACUAGACAAAGAACUUCUGGCAACCAAAUCAUCAAAGAUAGCAAAGCUAAUACAAAGAAACCCUAAUAAUGCAGACCUCUCCAACCUACUCCGCGAUAUUCCGGCCGAUCGAGAAUCUAUGGAAAUCGUCCGAAGAUUCUGCCACGGCAUCGGUGCAAACCUCACACCCGAAAACAUCGUACGUAUCUCGUGCGUCGCUAAAUACCUAGGGAUGACGGACGAUCACUGCCCCGAUAACCUACUCACUAAAGCCCUCACUUUCUUCGAGUGCCGUGUUAUCCCUAGUUGGAACAAUUCCGUAAGAGCCCUCAAGAAUGCGGAGAAUAUCCUCGAUCAUGCAUCGGAGCUCGGCCUUGUCGACUACUGCGCUAAGUCGAUCAUAUCGAAGGCCAUGGAAGAUCCUCGUUUGCUCGGAGAGUCAAUCAAGAUUAAUAUUCCGAUCUCCGAUGGAGAAGAUUCCAACGAAGAAAACGUUUAUAAACCGAACGCUAGAAGGAAGCUAUUCGAUAUUGAGUGGAAAUCCGAAGAUUUGAGUUUACUCGGAUUAAGAUUGUAUGCACCUUUAAUCAAUGCAAUGAUCCAGCGAAAAAUCCCGCAAGAGAACAUAGCAGCGAAUAUAUGCCAAUACGCGAAAACGUGGCUAUUUUCCGACGAGGAAAAAGUAGACGAAACUUCGCGGAGGGAGAUUCUAGAAGCUUUGGUGCAGCUUCUGCCUCACGAAAGAUAUAUGGUGACGUGCACGUUUCUUUUCAACAUGCUCCGUUACGCUAAAUUCCUCGACGCCAGCUCAGAUUGCAUAAACGGACUCGAGCUAAGAAUCGGUAAGCAACUAGACCAAGCCUCGGUCAAGGACAUGAUGCUAAUACUUUCACAAGGGUACGCGAAAGACGAGAAUUACGACACGGAGUGCGUUCGGAGAAUCUUGAAAAACUUCUAUAUGCACUACACGGGGCGGGACCCGACGGGGCUAGGGUUAGUGGCGGAGCUCAUAGACGAGUUCUUGAUCGAAAUAUCGGCCAAUAUAGACUUGAAGAUGGAGAUUUUCGUAGCGUUUGCCGACAUGUCGGUGGCGGCAUCGGAAGGAAUAUUGAGCCACCGGACGUCGGACGGAGUAUACCGUGCGGUGGAUAUAUAUUUGGACAAGCACAGGCAUUUGACGGAGUCGGAGAAGGAGGAGAUAUGUAGGGUUUUGAAUUGUAAUAGGUUGUCCGGUGGGGCGUGCGAGCACGCGGCGCAGAACGAGAGAUUGCCGGUUAGGUUUGUGGUGCAGGCUUUGUAUGUGGCGCAGUUGAAGCUUAGGGAGGCUAUUGUCCCGAGAAUAGUGGGUGGUGGUGGUAGUGAGAAUAGUAAUAGUGGUUUUGUGAAAAGGGAGGAGGAAGAAGAAGGGGAGAGAAUGGAGAUAGAGAGGAUGGAAAGUAAGGUGAAGGAGUUAGAGAGAGAGUGUAAUGUGAUGAGGAGAGAGAUAGAGAGAGGAGGAGGUUGUUGUAAUUGUGGUAGUGGAUUUAGUAAUUAUAAUAAUGUGGUGAAGAAAAACAAGAAUGGGAAAAUGAGCAUGUGGAAGGAGAUGAAGAGGAAAUUUGGGUGUGGAAUUAGUAUGUAUGAUGAUUGCCAUUGUCAUGUCAAGAAGAAGAAGAAGGUGCAUCCAAGAUGA